AGCGGAACACCUGCGUAAAAUAUGUGAGUAGUCAUUAUAAUUUUAUCUACGAUUGUGGACCCUAUUCACGGUCAGAAAAUUUAAAAAUAACUGCAGUUAAUGGUUGUAUAAAUAGAAAUACAAAGAGAAGAAAGUGGCCUGAAGAGUGUGGUAGAAACCAGUUUGCUAUUGGAAGGGUGGGUUGAGCAUUCGGCAAAGUUAGGUAAGAAGUUAGGGGGAAGAAUUGAAAGUAAUUGAGAUUAGGUAGUAAUUCAGAUUGCAUUUUGUUUAGAAGAGUCAAAGAAUGGUCGGGUGUUAGUUGCUUUAUAAUGAUGAGCAAUCAUCCGGCUAUUUAUCGCCAGUUUCAAUGAGAGACCAUCAAAUUGAUAUAAUUCAACAGGAUGCAAGGGAUAAAUUGCGAAUUUAACAGAGAGACACGCAUACGGGCAUGGAAUGGAUGUAAUGAGAGGAGAACGUGUAGAACGGAACCAUGUAGAACAGCGGGGCACCACUCCGAAAAGCCGAUCUUCGUUCUUCGGCACAAAAUACACGUUCCUCGCUUUUGCUUCGAUUUUCUGGGUGGGGGGGACAAAGAGAGUGGUUGGUGUUUCCGUUGGCUUCGGCAUAUGCACACACCGUAGAUAUAGAACCACAACACGUGGGUUUAUUGUAGUUAAAACCAUGACAGUUGUGUGACUGGACCCCGGAACACAGACCUAAAACUAAAACAAGUGUGUAGUUUCGAAUUUUGUAAAUUAAGACGCGCUCUCUCCGCAAAAGGAAAGAAAGAAAAGAAAAAUAAAAAUGGGUAAGGCGAAGAGUGAAUCGUCUCUGUCGACGAACUCAGGGGUUAAAAUGAAGAAGGAACUCUCCCUCAUCGACGGGGUUGCGAUUAUCGUCGGCAUAAUCAUAGGUUCGGGAAUUUUUGUGUCUCCGAAAGGUGUUCUCAUGUAUUCCGGAUCUGUCGGGGAAGCAAUCAUAGUAUGGAUACUGUCCGGCUUUCUCUCUAUGAUCGGUGCCCUUUGCUACGCAGAAUUGGGUACGAUGAUUCCGAAAUCUGGUGGAGAUUACGCGUACAUUAGUGAAGCGUUCGGACCGUUGCCGGCGUUCCUUUAUCUUUGGGUAGCCCUCUUUAUCUUAGUUCCUACAGGAAACGCUAUAACGGCAAUCACGUUUGCCCAAUACAUUUUGCAACCGCUUUGGCCGACAUGCCAACCACCGUACGAAGCCGUCCGCUUGUUGGCCGCGGCCACCACGUGCAUAUUGACCGUAAUCAAUUGCUAUAAUGUGAAAUGGGUGACCAGGGUUCAGGAUGUGUUCACUGCAACGAAAAUAUUUGCUCUCUGCAUCAUCGUAAUUGCUGGCAUUUACUACCUAUGCAUCGGACACGUCGAGCAUUUUGCAGACCCGUUUGCAGAGACGAACACGAAGCCCGGUUUCAUCGCAAUUGCUUUUUACUCUGGUCUCUUCAGCUACUCCGGAUGGAAUUACUUGAAUUACGUCACCGAAGAACUGAAGGAUCCAUACCAGAAUUUGCCCCGAGCCAUUUGCAUCUCUCUGCCGAUAGUCACCAUCACGUAUGUUGUUACGAAUAUCGCAUAUUUCGUGGUGCUGAGUCGCGAAGAGAUUUUGGCUUCGAAUGCGGUCGCUGUGACUUUCGGCGAUAAGAUGCUCGGAGGUUUUUCCUUUUUGAUGCCAGUAUUUGUUGCCUGCUCGACGUUCGGCUCGCUGAACGGGGCGAUCUUUGCCUCUAGCCGUUUGUUCUUCGUUGGAGCCAGGCAAGGACAUCUACCAAGGGCCAUCGCUCUGAUCAAUGUGAAGAGACUAACGCCGAUCCCGUCGUUAAUUUUCAUGUGUUUGAUCACAUUAUUUUUGACAAUAAUAGAAGACGUCUACGUGCUAAUAAAUUAUGUUUCUUUCGUAGAAUCUCUGUUCAUAAUGAUUAGCGUCACCGGAUUGAUAUGGAUGCGGUACAAGAGACCCGAAAUGGCACGUCCGAUUCGCGUGCCGAUGGUUCUGCCGGUCCUCUUCUUCAUAAUCUGCGCAUUUUUGGUAACGUUCCCCUGUUACGUGACUCCCGUCGAGGUCGGCGUCGGUCUUGCCUUUAUACUGUGCGGCAUUCCAGUCUACUAUGCGACCAUAGCUUGGACCAAUAAGCCUGCGUGGAUGGUGAAAUCCUACGACAAUUUCACGAAUGCUUGCGCCAAGCUCUUCGUCUGCGUUCCGGAGCAGGCGCACACAUCAUAACACUUGGUGAUAUUAUAGUUUUACAUAAGACAAGAUAACCAUUGACAUACAAGUACAAAAUAUUUCAAUGAGGCUAACUAUAUUUUACAUCUAUUGACUAAUGCUUGUUUGCAUUAUCUCGAUGAUGAAAAGUAUGCAAUGAAAUUGCUUCCAAUAUAUUAAGUAUUUUUUUAUUAUAUAAAUAUAUAUAUAUAUAUAAUAGUUUAUAUUAUUCAAUCUCAUUUUGUUAAGUUAUGAAAACGAACGUAAUUUAA
Nicrophorus vespilloides is the source of this 2480-nucleotide messenger RNA. RefSeq names its product large neutral amino acids transporter small subunit 2 (gene mnd). The transcript has 4 exons. Gene Ontology annotation, molecular function: L-amino acid transmembrane transporter activity. The record is from RefSeq and is a predicted model, not a curated record. Gene Ontology annotation, biological process: amino acid transmembrane transport. The coding region runs from base 784 to 2226 and encodes 480 amino acids. Gene Ontology annotation, cellular component: membrane. Lineage: Eukaryota; Metazoa; Arthropoda; Insecta; Coleoptera; Silphidae.